UCUCCGCAGGCGCCGGCGGGAGGGGUCGGGGCGCGGCGCGGCAAGGCGCAGGCGGCUCCGGGCCCAGGUGAAUGGAGUAACCUGACAGCGCGGACGAGGCGACGGUGAGCGGCAGGAAAUGGCGGCGACGACGGCGGCGCCGGGCGGCACCGGGAGGCCUGGGCUGUGACGCGCGCGCCGGAGCGGGGUCCGAUGGUUCUGGAAGGCCCGCGGCGCCCCGUGCUGCAGUAAGCUGUGCUAGAACAAAAAUGCAAUGAAAGAAACACUGGAUGAAUGAAAAGCCCUGCUUUGCAACCCCUCAGCAUGGCAGGCCUGCAGCUCAUGACCCCUGCUUCCUCACCAAUGGGUCCUUUCUUUGGACUGCCAUGGCAACAAGAAGCAAUUCAUGAUAACAUUUAUACGCCAAGAAAAUAUCAGGUUGAACUGCUCGAAGCAGCUCUGGAUCAUAAUACCAUCGUCUGUUUAAACACUGGCUCAGGGAAGACAUUUAUUGCAGUACUACUCACUAAAGAGCUGUCCUAUCAGAUCAGGGGAGACUUCAGCCCAAAUGGAAAGAGGACUGUGUUCUUGGUCAACUCUGCGAACCAGGUUGCUCAACAAGUGUCAGCUGUCAGAACUCAUUCAGAUCUCAAGGUUGGGGAAUACUCAGACCUAGAAGUGAAUGCAUCUUGGACAAAAGAGAGAUGGAACCAAGAAUUUACUAUGCACCAGGUUCUCAUUAUGACUUGCUCUGUUGCCUUGAAUGUUUUGAAAAAUGGAUACUUAUCAUUAUCAGACAUUAAUCUUCUGGUAUUUGAUGAGUGUCAUCUUGCGAUUCUAGACCACCCCUAUCGAGAAAUUAUGAAGCUCUGUGAAAAUUGUCCAUCAAGUCCUCGCAUUUUGGGACUAACUGCUUCCAUUUUAAAUGGGAAAUGUGAUCCAGAGGAAUUAGAAGAAAAGAUUCAGAAACUGGAGAAAAUUCUUAAGAGUAAUGCGGAAACUGCAACUGACCUGGUGGUCUUAGACAGAUACACUUCUCAGCCAUGUGAGAUUGUGGUGGAUUGUGGACCGUUUACUGACAGAAGUGGGCUUUAUGAAAGACUGCUGAUGGAGUUAGAAGAAGCACUUAAUUUUAUCAAUGACUGUAAUAUAUCUGUACAUUCAAAAGAAAGAGAUUCUACUUUAAUUUCUAAACAGAUUCUAUCAGACUGUCGUGCAGUAUUGGUAGUUCUGGGACCCUGGUGUGCAGAUAAAGUAGCUGGAAUGAUGGUAAGAGAACUUCAGAAAUAUAUCAAACAUGAACAAGAGGAGCUGCACAGGAAAUUUUUAUUGUUUACAGACACUUUCCUAAGGAAAAUACAUGCACUAUGUGAAGAGCACUUCUCACCUGCCUCACUUGACCUGAAAUUUGUAACUCCUAAAGUAAUAAAACUGCUUGAAAUCUUGCGCAAAUAUAAACCAUAUGAGCGACAGCAGUUUGAAAGUGUUGAGUGGUAUAAUAAUAGGAAUCAGGAUAAUUAUGUGUCUUGGAGUGAUUCUGAGGAUGAGGAUGAGGAUGAAGAAAUUGAAGAAAAAGAAAAGCCAGAGACAAAUUUUCCUUCUCCAUUUACCAAUAUUUUAUGUGGAAUUAUUUUUGUGGAAAGAAGAUACACAGCAGUUGUCCUAAACAGAUUGAUAAAGGAAGCUGGCAAACAAGACCCAGAGCUGGCUUAUAUCAGCAGCAACUUUAUAACUGGACAUGGUAUUGGGAAGAAUCAGCCUCGGAACAAACAGAUGGAAGCAGAAUUCAGAAAACAGGAAGAGGUACUCAGGAAGUUUCGAGCACAUGAGACCAACCUGCUAAUUGCAACAAGUAUUGUAGAAGAAGGUGUUGAUAUACCGAAAUGCAACUUGGUGGUUCGUUUUGAUUUGCCCACAGAGUAUCGAUCCUAUGUCCAGUCUAAAGGAAGAGCAAGGGCACCAAUCUCUAAUUACAUAAUGUUAGCAGAUACAGACAAAAUAAAAAGUUUUGAAGAAGACCUUAAAACCUACAAAGCUAUUGAAAAGAUCUUGAGAAACAAAUGUUCCAAGUCAGUUGAUACUGGCGAGACUGACGUUGAUUCUGUCGUGGAUGAUGAUGAUGUUUUCCCACCGUAUGUGUUGAGGCCUGAUGACGGGGGUCCCCGAGUUACAAUCAACACGGCCAUUGGACACAUCAAUAGAUACUGUGCUAGGUUACCAAGCGAUCCGUUUACUCAUCUAGCUCCCAAGUGUAGAACCCAAGAGUUGCCGGAUGGUACAUUUUAUUCAACUCUUUAUCUGCCGAUUAAUUCACCUCUUCGAGCCUCCAUUGUUGGCCCGCCAAUGAGCUGUGUACGAUUGGCUGAAAGAGUUGUAGCUCUCAUUUGCUGUGAAAAACUGCACAAAAUUGGUGAACUGGAUGAACAUUUGAUGCCAGUUGGGAAAGAGACUGUUAAAUAUGAAGAAGAGCUUGAUUUACAUGAUGAAGAAGAGACCAAUGUUCCAGGGAGACCAGGUUCCACAAAACGAAGGCAGUGCUACCCAAAAGCAAUUCCAGAGUGUUUAAGGGACAGUUAUCCCAAACCCAAUCAGCCCUGUUACCUAUAUGUGAUAGGAAUGGUCUUAACUACUCCAUUACCCGAUGAGCUCAACUUCAGAAGGCGGAAGCUCUAUCCCCCGGAAGAUACCACGAGAUGCUUUGGGAUACUGACAGCCAAACCCAUACCUCAGAUUCCGCACUUUCCUGUAUACACACGCUCUGGAGAAGUUACCAUAUCCAUUGAGUUGAAGAAAUCUGGCUUCACACUGUCUCUGCAAAUGCUUGAGUUGAUUACAAGACUUCACCAGUAUAUAUUCUCACAUAUUCUUCGGCUUGAAAAACCUGCACUAGAAUUUAAACCUACAGACGCUGAUUCAGCAUACUGUGUUCUACCUCUUAAUGUUGUUAAUGACUCCAGCACUUUGGACAUUGACUUUAAAUUUAUGGAAGAUAUUGAGAAAUCUGAAGCUCGCAUAGGCAUUCCCAGUACAAAGUAUUCAAAGGAAACACCGUUUGUUUUUAAAUUAGAAGAUUACCAAGAUGCAGUUAUCAUUCCAAGAUACCGUAAUUUUGAUCAGCCUCAUCGAUUUUAUGUAGCUGAUGUGUACACUGAUCUUACCCCACUCAGUAAAUUUCCUUCCCCUGAGUAUGAAACUUUUGCAGAAUAUUAUAAAACAAAGUAUAACCUUGACCUGACAAAUCUCAACCAGCCACUGCUAGAUGUGGACCACACAUCUUCCAGACUUAAUCUUUUGACACCUCGACAUUUGAAUCAGAAGGGGAAAGCACUCCCUCUAAGCAGUGCUGAGAAGAGGAAAGCCAAAUGGGAAAGCCUGCAGAAUAAACAGAUACUGGUUCCAGAACUCUGUGCUAUCCAUCCAAUUCCAGCAUCACUGUGGAGAAAAGCAGUUUGUCUCCCCAGCAUACUUUAUCGCCUUCACUGCCUUUUGACUGCAGAGGAGCUGAGAGCCCAGACAGCCAGUGACGCUGGUGUGGGAGUCAGGUCACUUCCUGCAGAUUUUAGAUACCCUAAUUUAGACUUCGGGUGGAAAAAAUCUAUUGACAGCAAAUCUUUCAUCUCAAUUUCUAAUUCCUCUUUGGCUGAAAAUGAUAAUUACUGUAAGCAUAGCACAAUUGUAAUCCCUGAAAAUGCUGCACAUCAAGGUGCUAAUAGAACCUCCUUAGAAAUUCAUGACCAAAUGUCUGUGAACUGCAGAACGUUACUCAGCGAGUCAUCUGGUAAGCUCCAAAUUGAAGUUUCAACAGAUCUUACAGCAAUUAAUGGUUUUUCUUACAAUAAAAAUCUUGCUAAUGGCAGUUACGAUUUAGCUAACAGAGACUUUUGCCAAGGAAAUCAGCUGAAUUACUACAAGCAGGAAAUACCUGUGCACCCAACUACCUCAUAUCCCAUUCAGAAUUUAUACAAUUAUGAGAACCAGCCUAAGCCCAGCGAUGAAUGUACUCUACUGAGUAAUAAAUACCUUGAUGGAAAUGCUAACAAAUCUACCUCAGAUGGAAGUCCCGAGAUGGCUGCCAUGCCUGGUACAACAGAUGCUUUUCAAUCGCUCAAGGACAGGAUGGAUUCUGAGCAGAGCCCUUCUCUUGGCUACUCCUCAAGGACUCUUGGCCCCAAUCCUGGACUGAUUCUUCAGGCUUUGACCUUGUCCAAUGCUAGUGAUGGGUUCAACCUGGAGCGGCUUGAAAUGCUUGGUGACUCCUUUUUAAAGCACGCCAUCACCACAUAUCUAUUUUGCACUUACCCUGAUGCUCAUGAGGGCCGCCUUUCAUACAUGAGAAGCAAAAAGGUCAGCAACUGUAAUCUCUAUCGCCUUGGCAAAAAGAAGGGACUGCCCAGCCGCAUGGUGGUGUCAAUAUUUGAUCCCCCUGUGAAUUGGCUUCCUCCUGGUUAUGUAGUAAAUCAAGACAAAAGUAACACUGAUAAAUGGGAAAAAGAUGAAAUGACAAAAGACUGCAUGUUGGCUAAUGGCAAACUGGAUGACGAAUAUGAGGAGGAGGAAGAGGAGGAGGAAGAGGAGGAGGAAGAGGAGGAGGAGGAAGAGGAGGAAGAGGACCUAAUGUGGAGGGCUCCAAAGGAGGAAGCUGAGUAUGAAGAUGAUUUCCUGGAGUAUGAUCAGGAACAUAUCAAGUUUAUCGAUAACAUGUUAAUGGGAUCAGGAGCUUUUGUAAAGAAAAUUUCUCUUUCUCCUUUUUCAACUGCUGAUUCUGCAUAUGAAUGGAAAAUGCCAAAAAAAUCCUCCUUAGGUAGUAUGCCAUUUUCAUCAGACUUUGAGGAUUUCGACUACAGCUCUUGGGAUGCAAUGUGCUAUCUGGAUCCUAGCAAAGCUGUUGAAGAGGAUGACUUUGUGGUGGGGUUCUGGAAUCCAUCAGAAGAAAACUGUGGCGUCGACACAGGAAAACAGUCCAUUUCUUAUGACUUGCACACCGAGCAGUGCAUUGCUGACAAAAGCAUAGCGGACUGUGUGGAAGCCCUGCUGGGCUGCUAUUUAACCAGCUGUGGCGAGAGGGCUGCUCAGCUUUUCCUCUGUUCACUGGGGCUGAAGGUGCUCCCGGUAAUUAAAAGGACUGGUCGGGAAAAGGCCCUGUGCCCUGCUCUGGAGAAUUUCAGCAGCCAACAAAAGAGCCUUUCAGGGAGCUGUGCCUCCGCGGUUGCGGCUGGCUCACGCUCCUCUGCAUGGAAAGACUUGGAAUACGGCUGUUUGAAGAUCCCACCCAGGUGUAUGUUUGACCAUCCAGAUGCAGAUAAAACCCUGACUCACCUUAUAUCAGGAUUUGAAAACUUUGAGAAGAAAAUCAACUACAGAUUCAAGAAUAAGGCUUACCUUCUGCAGGCUUUUACCCAUGCCUCCUACCACUACAACACUAUCACUGAUUGUUACCAGCGCUUGGAAUUCCUGGGAGAUGCGAUCUUGGACUACCUCAUAACCAAGCACCUUUAUGAAGACCCACGGCAGCACUCACCCGGGGUCCUGACCGACCUGCGCUCCGCUCUGGUCAACAACACCAUCUUCGCGUCCCUGGCUGUGAAGUACGACUACCACAAGUACUUCAAAGCUGUUUCUCCUGAGCUCUUCCAUGUCAUUGAUGACUUCGUGCAGUUUCAGCUUGAGAAGAACGAGAUGCAAGGGAUGGACUCUGAGCUUAGGAGAUCCGAGGAGGAUGAAGAGAAGGAAGAGGACAUUGAAGUUCCAAAGGCCAUGGGGGAUAUUUUUGAGUCACUUGCUGGUGCCAUUUACAUGGAUAGUGGGAUGUCCCUGGAGAUGGUUUGGCAGGUGUACUAUCCUAUGAUGAGGCCACUAAUAGAAAAGUUUUCUGCAAAUGUGCCCCGUUCCCCUGUGCGAGAAUUACUUGAAAUGGAACCAGAAACUGCCAAAUUUAGCCCGGCUGAGAGAACUUACGAUGGGAAGGUCAGAGUCACCGUGGAAGUAGUAGGAAAGGGGAAAUUUAAAGGUGUUGGCCGAAGUUACAGGAUUGCCAAAUCUGCAGCAGCACGAAGAGCCCUACGAAGCCUAAAAGCUAAUCAACCUCAGGUUCCCAACAGCUGAAACCCCUUUUUAAAAACAACCCCCCCCAAAAAACAAUUAAGGGGAAAUAUUUAAAUCAAAAGGAUGAUUUAAAAAUUGAUAUUGAGCAGAAUGAAUUGAAGGCAGAAUUUAAAAUUUGUUUGAUAACAAGAUAGAUGACAGAAUAAAACAUUUAACAUAUGUAUAAAAUUUUUGGAACUAAUUGUAGUUUUAGUUUUUUGCGCAAACACAAUCUUGUCUUCUUUCCUCACUUCUGCUUUGUUUAAAUCACAAGAGUGCUUUAAUGGUGACAUUUAGCAAAUGGUCAGAAUAAUUAUUGACAGGUUUUGUUUUUGUUCUGUUUUGUUUUUUGUGUGUAUGUGUGUUUAAUUUUGGUCUGCUUUGCUUGGUGUUAGAAUGCCAUGGAGCUUAAACUUCAAACAGCCCCUAGAUUCAGUAGAGCCCUCUGAACACCCCUCCGUCUGUGCCAUGGUGCCAGUCCUGUGAUAGUUGGCAAGCCCAAUAGAACGAUAACGGUGUGCAAGAGAUGUGUGCCAGUGUUGUCUUCUUUCCAUGUUAUCUUGUGUAAGGAUGUUCCUGGUUGCUGUUGCACUUGAUAGUAAGGGACAGAUUUUUAUUCAACAUUGGCUGGCAUGUUGGUGAAUCAGAUUUUGAGUUUUCCAAUGCCGCAUAGUCCUGCAUAACAAGGGUUCUUGCCUUAAAAGUAAAAUUUUCCUGGGUAUUCUUUUUAAUUUCUGACCUUUUGGAACAAACUAUUUUAUAUUCCCUUCAUUUUAUCAUGCAUUAGAUGUUGAGACACAGUAAUACUUAAAGCUCACCAGUGUAGUUGUACCUUAAAUUACUACGGGAUUAUACUAGCAUUUCUGUCACGUGUGUACUGAAGACUUUUGAAAAACCAGAAUAUGUAGUCUGUGGAUUUUCUUGAACAUCAUAAUAAAACACAUCUUUGGCUAAAUACUCAAUUUUGGUAAAAACCCCCUGCUAGGUAGUUCCACUGGUGGAAAUGUUUGUGGCAAAUAAUUUUGCCCUGUAGGCUGUUGUUCUAACAAAAUAAACCUUAGACAUAUCACACCUAAAAUAUGCUGCAGAUUUUAUAAUUGAUUGGUUACUUAGUUAAGCAAAACCAGAGCACCUUUACCUUAGUCUUCUCACAUAAAUUUCUUACUGUGCUUUUCAAAUGUUGCAUGCAUAUUUCACCUACCAAAGCUGUGCUGUUAAUGCCAUGGAAGUUUAGCAAAGUUUGCGAUAAACUGCCAUAAUUUUGAUACAUCUGUGAUUUAGGUCAUUAAUUUAGAUAAACUAGCUCAUUAUUUCCAUCUUGGGAAAAAGGAAAUAAACCCCACAUUUUUAGGCAUUUGCCCAAGUUUCUUUAAUUAGACUUGUAGGCACUCUUCACUUAAAUACCUCAGUUCUUUUCUUUUGCAUGCAUUUUUUCCCCUGUUGGUGCUACGUUUAUGUAUUAUGCUUGAAAAUUUAAUUUUUUUGCACUGUAACUCUAAUACCUCUUAAUUUACCUUUUCAAAAGCUGUGGGUCAGUCUUGCACUACCAUCAACGUACCAGUAGAGGUUUGCUGCAAUUUACCCCAUUAAUUAUGCUUGACGUUUAAGAAAGCUGAGCAGAGGUCUCAUUUUCCAGCACGUUGUUCUGAAGUUGAUGCUUCAUGUAAUGCUGCAUUUAUGUUUUAAAUUACAAGGGAUUUUUCCUGCACCAUCCAUCCGCAGAGAAACGCCUGUGUGCACACAGAGAAACUGUCAGCUCUGCUUUCUGAGGAACCCUGGGUGAAGGGGGUAUUGAGCUUCUCCAAUGUUAUUUGUCGUCUCUGAUCUUAAAUUGAGAUCUAAAUUAUUAAAUGAAUUUUUAAGCAAAUGAACAUAGGUGAUUUCUUUUAAAAAAUAUUUAAUUCUGAUUUGGAACCUUAGGUGUCUAUUUGAUUUAAAAAAAAAACCUUAAUAUGAGAUAUCAUGGCAAGUUAAAACCAAGUAGUUCUUAAGUUAUAUAACUAUAAAAUAUACAGUUAACAAGUAAGGCUGGGUAAGAGUUUUAUUUGUGAGGGUGAUUUGUGAUAUCACAGAUCUCUUAAUUUAUAAACUACCUGAUGCCAAGAGCUUAGGGCUUUGCAUUGUGUCUAAUGCAUAUAUCCCAGUGUUACGGGAUUCUCUUGCCUCUUGGCGCCCAAAUCAGAUUGUUUCACAGUUAUGAUUCCUGGUGGGAGAAGAUAUAUUUUAUAACCUGUAAGAAGAAUAUUUUGUGUUAAUACUAAAUGUUUAGACUUGGAUAUGAUUAGGUCGUAUAUUCUCAGGGGUUCACAUUUCCUGCUACCAUUCAAAAUGUCUUAUCAGUGGCAAACUUUAGCCCCCCCCCCCACUUUUCUUUUUGAGAAAAAUAGCUUAUUUUUACAGUUUGAACCAUUCUGUGAUCCCCUGGUGGCUAAGUUAAAAAAUUAAAUGUAUGAGUUAGACAUAUGAAAUGGUUAUGAACGCUUUUGUGCUGCUGCAUUUUAAUGCUGUCCAGUUUCCCCCAGUUUAGUUUGUUGAGAUGUUUUGCAUUUGUCACUUAAGAAGAAUAUCACUCUUUGUUCCCCCACUUUGCAAAAUAUGUACAUCCUUUUGGCUCUGAUUGCGGUGGAAACCAGUGUAAUGUGGAAAUGGCUGGUGGGUGUGUCUGUGUCCCAGCUCAUGUGUAACGGACUGGUGAGGUGCAGCUUGAAAAAGCAGCUGCAGAAAUUCCUUAUGAUGAUUGUGUACAGGUUAGUUGGCAUGAACUCUCAUUGUUAAUGUUUUUAUUUCUUUUGUAAUAGACUUUCUGCAGUCCUAACUAUGCUGCGUUUGAAUAGCUUUUCCCCCUCUGUUCUGUUCAUGUAGCACAGAUAAGCAUUGCACUUGGUACCAUGCUUUACCUCAUUUCAAGAAAAAGAUGCUUAACUGAGAGGAAAAAAUGUGGUUUGGCCUUGCUGCUGUUCUGAUUUACCGAAUUUGAAAAAGAUAAUUAUAAUGCCUGCAAUGUGUCAUAUACUUGCACAACUGAAAUAGGUCAUUUUUGUCUGUGGCAUUUUUACUAUUUGUGAAAGUAUGGCAAAGAUUUGUUAACUCUUAAUUGUGUUUUUAAAAUGUUUGUUACAUUUUUUCUUUGACAUUAUGUGAAAUGAUUAAAUUUAGAAUGACCGUUAAUACUCCUGUAAUUAUCCUUUAAAAUACUGAUAUUUUUACUUCCUUAAUGGUAGCUCGCCCUCAGAAAGAUUCAGAUCCCUUUAACUAAAUUGCAAGAGACUCGAGCCUGCUUUGGUUCUCUUGGUUCGGUUUGGGAUGGAACUCUUCACCCAGCAGUCAGCUCUUCAGUCAGCACCUGAAAUCAGGCCGUGGCUGCAAACAUAGAGAAGAAUGGAAGCCCAGACCCACCACAGGUCACUCUUAAGGCCCAGUGAUUUAAAACUAUAUUUUACUCGGUUUGGGGUUCUAAUCCUUUUACACAAAUUUAAGACGGCAAACUGACUACGGCAUCUUUGUUUAUCUGCAUCUAAAACUGUCUGAGUCUUGAACUAGUUGGCGUUGUCUGUGGAGGAGGAACUCAUGCCAUGUGUUACCAUCUGUGUGGUUAUUUUAAUUAGGUAUAUUUUUACAACCACUGAUUGUCUUUCUGGAAUUUAAUUAUUUCCAAAUAAACUUCUUUAUUUUAUAUUGUAAUGAGAAUUUUUAAACAUAAAAGUGUUAAGACCAAGAAUAGUAAAAUGAUUUUAAAAGUUAUUGGAAACGCCAGUAGCAAUAUCUAUGGAAUUUGUGUUGAGACCAUUAUAUUGUCUACUAGCAGUGAAAAUGAUCUUUCAGAACUAACUUGUAAAUAUAUUUUAAUCAUUACUUGUUUGUUUUUUCUAGUCCACUUUUAUUUGGACAUCAACUACAGUCAAUUUAAAUUUUAUAGAUGCACUCAAUUCACUGCAGCAGCAGGUUACAUAGCAAAAAUGCAAAGGUGAACAGGAAGACAAUUACUGCCUUUUCUGCUGUAGAUACAGUAAAGGAAAAUGACUAAAAUCAAGCAAAACUAAUAGGUAAUUUCAUUGACAAUAAAAUAUUUGCCAUCACAUGCUGCAGCUGUUUUUAAGCCACAUAACAUAAUUUACUCAUACAGUAACCGUGCUGCCGAAGUUUGCAGACUGCACCUUAUGGAUACAGUUACCUUUAGUUGUUUUCUUUCUUUUUUUUGUAAUAAUUGUAGCCAAGUAAAUCUUCAAUAAAGUUAUGGUCUGUUCA
Heterocephalus glaber (naked mole-rat) is the source of this 10305-nucleotide messenger RNA. It is a transcript of the gene Dicer1, whose product is annotated as dicer 1, ribonuclease III. Gene Ontology annotation, biological process: pre-miRNA processing; siRNA processing; apoptotic DNA fragmentation. Gene Ontology annotation, cellular component: nucleus; RISC-loading complex; cytoplasm. The record is from RefSeq and is a predicted model, not a curated record. Gene Ontology annotation, molecular function: RNA binding; deoxyribonuclease I activity; ribonuclease III activity. Lineage: Eukaryota; Metazoa; Chordata; Mammalia; Rodentia; Bathyergidae.